AUGCGGGUACGAAACUUCAACAUAUACCUGCGGGAGCAGAGGCUGCUGCGGCAGGGCGACCUCAGCGUGCUGCGUGGGAUGCGUGUUGGGAUUGACGCAGUCUACUUCUUUCGCUCACUCAAGGGGAUAUGCGACCCGCUCAGCGAAGUAGGCGGCAGCCUUCCUCCUACAUUCAUCAGCGUUGUUGAGGAGAAUGUCGAGCAGCUGGAACGCCUCGGCAUACAGCCGCUCUUUGUAUUUGAAGGAAUGCAGUCCAAAUCGCACGUCCUGCUGUCUGCCCAGCUCAUGACCCUCAGCGUGGCUGAGGGUUGGCUAUCAUACGCACGCGGCGAUAUGCAGAACGCGAUAGGGAAGUUUUUGCAGAACAGCCUGAUCUUUAGUGAAGACCUGAUCCAGUUGUUGAUUCACCUUCUGCGGUCGAAGGGCAAGGACACAAUCCGCUGCCCCUACUUCGCCGCCGCUCAGCUCAGCUACUUCUGCUCGGAGAAUGUGGUCGAUGCCAUACUGGGGCCGCCUUCGCUGAUGCUCUUUGGCAUUCCCAGGUGCAUCAUUUCCGUGGACUUCCAGAAGGAUUCAUUCGAGUGGGUGGAGCUCAGGGACGUCCUGGCGCGUUUGGAUAUCACUGCGCCACAGUUAGUGGACGUAUGCUUGCUCGCAGGAACUGAGCAUUGUCUGAGCUUCCCAUCCCAGAACGCCUUUUCAUUCGCGCACUGCGUCGACAUGAUCAAGCAGGGACCAAUAGCGAAGCAUCUAUGCCAGCUCCCUCAACGCGACGGGAUUAACGAGUAUGUAGAUGGUUACUGUGUUACUAAGGCGCUCAUCACUUACCCUCUUAUUUUGGAUAAGAAGGGAUCCGUGCGCCCGCUGCAAAAGGGAGCUAAGGUCCCCAUGGACUACCACAAGAUAGUAGGAACCAGGAUCCCUCAGGCCAUAUACCACUUGCUGGGCCAGGGGUUGAUCGGUCCCAAAAUACCGUUUGCGCUAGCAACCGGCGAGUGGGUAGAUGAUUUUAGCCUCAACGAUUCAAUAGAGCUGAGGGAGCUCAUACAGGACAGUAGGGAGUAUAAGUGCAGGGCACUUGGGCUCGCAGUGUUCAAGCUUGACGCCGCAUACCAGGCACGACAGAUUCGGUUCCAGGGCCAUGUUGCGUUCAUUAAGGGUCAUCCGCCCAUCAAGCAGAAUUCUAUUGCUGUCAUACCGAACACCUGCAGCACUCGCAUGCUAUCGCAGCACGCCAUGGGCGACUUCUGCACCGAGAUAGCUCGGCAGAACAGGGGCAGGGUUGAUGUGGAAUUCAUGCUCACGUGGCACCUCAGACUCUCCUCGAAGCUGCUGAAGGAGGUAACUCCGAGCAUGGCGUCAGAUGCUAUUGCCAACAUGGCCAUCGUGCCCGGUGGAGCGCAGAGGCCUUCGGAUUUGGAUAUCUUUAACGCCAACAUGUGGUGUAUUAUGCUAGAUAAUUUGGGUUACUUCUCGCGCAUGGGUAGCGCUACAGCUUUUGGAAAAGUGCUGGCCAACUCAGGUCUGGGAAUGACUGGGCUAUUAUUUAUGGAGACCAUGAAGUUUGGACUCUUCACUGGUGAGGAAUUCGAGGUGCCUGCAGACGUGGUUGUCCCGCAUGAAGUAUUGAGCAAAUACAGAGGUAACCUGCCGCAGGACGUAUUCGAGGUAGUGAACUUGGUUUCUCGUGUGGCCUGCCUCCAUCCGGCCGUCGUGGACAGCACUCACUGGCGGGGAGAGAUCGACUACAUGAUAUCGAGCUACAUCUGCAACCUCAAGGUGCUGCGUCGCAGCAUCAAUUACCUAAUCGAGGGCACAAUUAUUUUGAUGGGCGGUAUAGUAAAUGGCGGUGAGGCACCGUAUUUGUACGAGACGAAUUGUUUCAUGGCGAACUUUGUAAAAUGGCUGCUUAUAUACGACCAUGAGCAUCGCGACGGCCACGGGGGCCAGAAUAUGGCUGCGGUCGCUAAGAGCAAAUUCCCCAACUUCGUUGACAUCCAGAAGAACCUCCAGGCUUUCGCUGAAUUCUGGACCAAGAUAUCGGCGAUCGUACACGAAUUGCAGAAGUACGUACACAUUGAGGCGCUGGGCACGUUCGACCGUGGUACUAAGAUGCUGCAGGCCGCGUUCGUGCACUUUGGCGUCUCUUUACCACUCCACACACCUUAA
Messenger RNA from Babesia ovata, 2169 nucleotides. Its product is annotated as XPG N-terminal domain-containing protein. Gene Ontology annotation, molecular function: 5'-flap endonuclease activity. The transcript has a single exon. The coding region runs from base 1 to 2169 and encodes 722 amino acids. The record is from RefSeq and is a predicted model, not a curated record. Lineage: Eukaryota; Apicomplexa; Aconoidasida; Piroplasmida; Babesiidae.